This is a messenger RNA of Aureobasidium melanogenum CBS 110374, 543 nucleotides long. RefSeq lists its product as uncharacterized. The record is from RefSeq and is a predicted model, not a curated record. NCBI's taxonomy places the organism in Eukaryota, Fungi, Ascomycota, Dothideomycetes, Dothideales, Saccotheciaceae. The coding region runs from base 1 to 543 and encodes 180 amino acids. The transcript has a single exon.
AUGUAUGACUUCACAGAGUCGUUUCUUGACCCCGCACAACAAGUCUCUGCCUAUGACAUGAAUACCGACCAGCAUGGCAACCUGAACAAGCUUCUCGAUUGUGCCGUUGGUGCUGUCGUUGUCAAGCCACCGGUUUCUGGCACGCUCUACGAGACUAUGGAAGCUAUGAACAGGGUUCUGUCAGAUCGGCUUCGUAAUCCCUGGGCUGUGCCGAAUCCCCUGCGUCACUUUCGACUUGUCCUCGUCGGAAGUCGUCCGCCCAUCGUCAUGGAAAGAUGGCUGGCUUCAGUUUAUCAUCUUGGCCUUCGACUUACUGUUGUUGGAGCUCUAGUUCAGUGGCUACAACGGUCUGAUGCUCCUCCGGUUGUGGAACAAUACAUUUCUGUCGACAUGACUGGGGAUUCUCAACUCUCAGACCGGAUAUUGCAAGCCUUGACAUCGAACGGUCUAAGCUACGAUGGCAUUUCCACAUUCACAGACGCAUGCUUCGUCGCAACAGCUCAGACCGCGGAUAAACUCGGACCCCUGACUGCACCCUUGUGA